Rasamsonia emersonii CBS 393.64 is the source of this 2466-nucleotide messenger RNA. Its product is annotated as alpha-glucuronidase. Gene Ontology annotation, molecular function: alpha-glucuronidase activity. Gene Ontology annotation, biological process: xylan catabolic process. The transcript has 2 exons. The record is from RefSeq and is a predicted model, not a curated record. Lineage: Eukaryota; Fungi; Ascomycota; Eurotiomycetes; Eurotiales; Trichocomaceae. Gene Ontology annotation, cellular component: extracellular region. Bases 1 to 2466 code for a protein of 821 amino acids.
AUGCGUCGUCUCUUGUUGCUCGCCUCGGCCGCCCUCGUGGCCGCUGAGAAUGGCCUGGAUGGCUGGCUGCGCUAUGCGCCAUUGCCCGGGGCCAGUCGCUAUCUGCACGAUCUUCCCUCCUCCAUCGUCUCUCUCAAUGCCUCCGAGACCAGUCCCGUUUAUGUAGCCGGGUCCGAGCUGCAGAAAGGCUUGCAGGGCAUCUUUGGCAAGCAGGUCUCCAUCAGCCACCAGAACUGCAACGCCUCGUCGUCGAUCGUCGUCGGCACCGUUGACGAAUAUUCCAAGCUCUGCGGUAGCUCUGCUGCGCUGCCGGAGCUCGAGCAGGACGGUUUCUGGCUCAGCACAAAGGGCAACUCGGUCCAGAUCCUCGGCCGCAACGAGCGCGGUGCUCUCUAUGGCGCUUUUGAGUAUCUGUCCAUGCUUGCUCAGGGCAAUUUCUCCCAAGUCGCCUACGCCAACAAUCCCCGCGCUCCGAUCCGCUGGGUGAACCAGUGGGACAAUCUGGAUGGCAGCAUCGAGCGUGGCUAUGGCGGCGCCUCCAUCUUCUUCGAAAACGGCGGCGUCGUCAGUAACUUGACUCGCGCCGCCCAAUACGCCCGCCUGCUGGCCUCCAUCGGCCUCAACGCGGUCGUGGUCAACAAUGUGAACGCCAAUGCCUCCAUCCUGACUCCCCAGAACAUCGAGGGCUUGGGCAGAAUCGCCGAUGUCUUCCGCCCCUAUGGCGUCCAGCUGGCCCUCUCGCUCAACUUUGCUUCUCCGACCAUCAUUGGCGGCCUCAGCACCUACGAUCCCCUCGAUCCCUCGGUCAUUGCGUGGUGGACCAACGUCACUGACCAGCUCUACCAGCGCAUCCCCGACUUUGCUGGCUACCUCGUCAAGGCCGACUCGGAGGGGGCCAACCUCUUCGCCAAGCCUCUUCAACCCUACGGCGGCAUCGUCAUGUUCCGGGCAUUCGUCUACAACCAGCUCAACGAGUCGGACUGGAAGGCGGACCGUGCCAAGGCAGCUGUGGAAUUCUUCCAGGGUCUGGACGGUCAGUUCGACGACAAUGUGGUUGUUCAAAUCAAAUACGGCCCCAUCGAUUUCCAGGUCCGCGAGCCGACGUCCCCCUUGUUCGCCCACCUGCGCAACACCAGCACUGCCAUCGAGCUGGAGAUCACUCAGGAGUACCUGGGACAGCAAUGUCAUCUCGUCUACCUUCCCCCGCUCUGGAAGACCGUCCUCGACUUUGAUCUCCGCGUCGACCAGAAGCCGUCGCUGGUGCGCGACAUCAUCACGGGCCAGCGCUUCAACCGGACUCUGGGCGGAUCGGCGGGCGUCGUCAAUGUCGGCACCAACACCACCUGGCUUGGAAGCCACUUGGCCAUGUCCAACCUGUAUGCCUACGGCCGCUUGGCGUGGGAUCCCGCCAACGACCCUCAGAGCGUGUUGCAGGACUGGAUUCGGCUUACCUUUGGUCUGGACCGUAGCGUCAUCGACACCAUCACCCAGAUGUCCAUGGAGUCGUGGCCCGCCUACGAGAACUACAGCGGCAAUCUGGGAAUCCAGACCUUGACCGACAUCUUGUACACGCACUUUGGGCCCAAUCCGGCCUCCCAAGACAACAACGGCUGGGGGCAAUGGACUCGUGCGGAUCACACGUCGAUUGGCAUGGAUCGCACCGUGUGGAACGGCACCGGAUACACUGGUCAAUAUCCUCCUGAAGUUGCGGCCAUGUACGAAAACAUUGACACCACUCCGGACAACCUUGUGUUGUGGUUCCACCAUGUGAACUACACCCAUCGUCUGCACUCGGGCAAGACGGUCAUCCAGCACUUUUACGAUGCGCACUACAGCGGUGCUGAGACCGCGCAGACGUUCCUCACCAUGUGGGAGUCCCUCAAGGGCAAGAUCGACGAUGAGCGAUACAACGACGUCCACUUCCGCCUCACCUACCAAGCCGGCCAUUCGAUUGUCUGGCGGGACGCCAUCAACAACUUUUACUUCAAUCUGUCCGGCAUUCCCGAUGAGGCCAAGCGCGUUGGCAAUCACCCCUGGCGCGUGGAGGCCGAGAGCAUGACGCUGAGUGGCUACAAGACGUACGCCGUCAAUCCGUUCGAGACGGCGUCCAACACCACGGCGAUCGUCACGACCACCAACAGCACUGUCGGUACGGCCACGACCAAGCUCGAGUACCCGUCUGGCACAUACGACCUCGCCGUGAACUACUACGAUAUGUACGGCGGCAAGUCUCACUGGCAGGUGUACCUCAACAACCGCAAGAUCGGCGAAUGGGUUGGCAACAGCGAGGACACGCUUGGCCACACGCCCUCCAUCUACCUGGAUGGACACUCGGCGACGCGCAUCACCUUCCGCGGCGUCAAGAUCGAGAAGGGCGAUGAGCUGAAGAUUGUGGGCACGCCGGAUGGAGUCGAGCCGGCGCCGUUGGAUUAUGUUUCUGUCCUUCCAGAGGGUGUUGUCGAUUAA